Molecule: messenger RNA, 3330 nt
Organism: Eufriesea mexicana
Lineage: Eukaryota; Metazoa; Arthropoda; Insecta; Hymenoptera; Apidae
Gene: e
Product: nonribosomal peptide synthetase ebony
Exons: 13
Coding region: 682-3267 (861 amino acids)
Source: RefSeq, a predicted model, not a curated record
UGGAGUAAUCGAGCCAGUGAUGACCGAGUCGUAAGGUCAUCGAGUUGCAACCUGAACAACUACGCUGUGGACUGUUACAAAUUUUCGGCACAACUACCUAGUGUAUCCAUUGUCAAUCGUCUCUAUUGACACGAACAACUAACCUCAGAAGAUACAGAAUACACAAAAACAUAUAAAAUCAAGAGAAGAUGUUGAAAUAAUCGUAAAAGACAGUAAGUGUCGUGCACAGAAGACAAGAAAGAAAAAUCGUGAUUAAAGAUAAACGUAGAAGAACAAAUCGAAGAAACGUGACGAAGAAACGAAAGGAAAGAUUCUGUGAGAGGAAAAGGAAAGCGGAACAAGUAAACAGGGAAGAUAAGAACCUAGUGUUUCGCGAUUAGAUUGACAGAAAGUGUGAAUAAGAGGAAGACGUGGACAAAGAAAAGGAAAAGCCGAGGGCAACGGUUUCGACAAUCCAGUGGUAUAUGCCCGUGACGUGUACUCUCGCUGAGAAAUCGAGCGGUAGAGUGAAAGUCAGCUGCCUCCUAAAUUCAAUCGAGUUUCGAGUGUGCUAGACGUUGUUUAACAAUACCGCUCACUUAUUUGGGAAUUCUUCCUUGGAUACCUGCUGAAGUAAGGAAACGAAAUCGAAGGCAAGACGUAAACAAAAGAAGUCAAGACUCGUGAGACACUACUUCUAAGAUGGGUACCAUUCUACAACAAUCAAUACUGAGAGGCCGGCAGAUUAGCAACACUGGCAAGGAAAAGGAUUUACUUCAUACAUUAUUCAGUCAGGCAGCGACAAAUUAUUCCAGUCAGCUAGCAAUUCGCUACGAAGAUGACAAUGGAGAGGAGUAUACGAUAUCCUACAAAGAAUUAAACGAGCUAACCAAUAAAUUGGCCAGAGUUUUCCAAAAGCUCGAGAAACCAGAAAACUCAUCGAAAUCUUUCGUGGCGGUGUGCAUGAAACCUUCGCAUCGACUACCAACCGUAUUGGUCGCUAUAUUGAAGGCCGGUAUGGCAUAUCUACCCUUGGACGCGGAGUUUCCAAUGGCCAGGGUGAAACAUGUUCUGCAGGAAGCGAAACCUUUCACAGUGAUAAUAGAGCAAGGAGCGGAUCCAUCAAUCUACGAGGGAACAAGUACGAUCACUUACGAAGAGUUGUUGGAACGAUCCGAAGCCGAAAAAACAGAGGAUUUGGAAAGCGAAGAGGAACCUGAACGUACUGCUAUUGUUUUGUAUACAUCUGGUAGCACAGGUGCACCUAAAGGAGUACUUCUACCACAUGCGAGUGGGCUGAACCGGCUGCAAUGGCAAUGGCGAGAGAUACCUUAUGCGACGGACGAGGAACAUUGCGUGUUCAAAACGUCUCUGACUUUUGUGGACAGUGUCUCCGAAGUUUGGGGACCCUUGUUGCAAGGACGUACCUUAGUAGUCGUUCCUAAACAUGUUACUAGAGAUCCGGAAAGAUUCGUAACGAUAUUAGAGAAGUACAAGAUUCAACGAUUGGUGUUGGUCCCGUCUUUGUUACACUCCAUACUGAUGUACUUGAGUCUACGGAACAAGGAUACUAUGUUACGUUCACUGAGACUUUGGGUAUGCUCCGGGGAAACGUUGCCAGUUUCAUUGGCGGAUCAGUUCUUUGCCACAUUCGAGAACGAUAAUAAAACCUUAGCGAAUUUUUAUGGAAGCACGGAAAUCAUGGGUGACGUUACCUAUCAUCUUCUGAACAAUCGAAAUCAACUACAGUUGUUGGAGAAAGUGCCAAUUGGAAAGCCAUUAGACAAUUGCAUCAUUUACAUUGUGAAUAAAGAAAUGCGACUGGUAUUACAAGGGGAAGUUGGGGAACUGAUAGUUGCCGGAAGAAAUCUUGCGACAGGCUACAUUCGCGAUAACGAAUGUUGCAAGUUUCAGGACAACCCUCUUGCAAUCGAUCUAGAGUACUCAAGGAUCUAUUGCACUGGUGACUAUGCGAGAAUAUCAAAGGGAGUAGUUGUAUAUGAAGGACGCGUAGAUUCCCAGAUUAAAGUUAGAGGACAUCGUGUAGAUCUCGCGGAAGUGGAGAAAGUAGUAACUAGGGCACCUGGAGUGGACAAAGUGGUCGUCCUUUGUUACAAACCCGGUGAAUUAUCUCAGGAACUAAUUGCUUUCAUAACUACUGCAAAUAAUUCGUCUACCUGCGCACUAGAAAUUGAAACGUUUCUGCAAGCUAACAUACCUGUAUACAUGUUACCACGAGUCAUCAUCGUAGACAGCAUACCUCUUUUAACAAACGGGAAAACUGAUCGUCAGGCGCUGUUAAAACACUAUGAGUCUUCCAAUCUUAAUAACGAAAGCGACCAGUGUAUGAAAUGCGAUUACACUGAUGUACCAGAAAAGGACCUCGCAAAAGCGAAAGUACUGUUUCCAACGGUAGCAACCGUGAUCGGAGAAGGAAGUCGAACGAACGUUAAGCUUAAUUCAAAUUUUUAUGAUCUUGGUGGAAAUUCUUUGAACUCGAUAUAUACGGUAACGAAACUUCGAGAUCAAGGUUAUGAGAUAGGCAUCACGGAGUUCAUCACCGCGAAGAGUUUAGCCGAGGUGUUAGAUCGAAUGAAGAUUAGCACUGACGUCGAUAUUCCUCCCGAAACCGAUCUUAAUGAGGAGAAGCACAUUUUUGAGAUGUUGAACGAUUCUCACAAAGAAGAUGUGAUAGAGAUUAUUACAGAAAGUUUCUACAGCAAAGCAGAUUUAGAGCAAUGGUUAAUGCCAGACAUAACAAAAGAACACUACCACAUAAUGAUGGAGAUACUUUGGAAACCUUUAAUAGAGAAAAAUUUAAGUUUCGUAAUAAAAUCAUCAGAAGAUGGCAAAACAAUUGGAGUAGGAUUAAAUUUCGAUCUCUGGGAUGAACCUGAAUUAAUCCUUGAUUCCAAAUUAAUGAUUGUUUUUGAGUUCCUGGAGUUCCUGGAAGCGCCUAUUAGGGAACGGAGAUUACCGAAAGGAAAGGGCCAGAUUAUUCACAAUUUUAUGAUGACGACAAGCAGUGAUCGAAAUUCCGCCGAAAAUGUGAUUUUAAUGAAAGAAAUGGAAGAAUACUGUUUAAGAAUGGCUAAAAGGAAAGAAUACGCUGGAAUAUUUACUACGAAUACAAGUCCACUAACACAGCAACUUGGAAUAGAUGUGUUUGGAUACGAAACGAUGUUGACUUACCAAGUAAACAGGUACAAUGCCCCAGAUGGUACAAAGCCCUUUGGAAAAGCACCGGACAGUCAACUGGCUAUUUGCGCGUUAAAAAUGAUCACUUAAUAUCCUCUGAAAAUAAACCGGAAAUUACUGAUUCAUGCUAUACAAGUGCCCCUCUUACUUAGA